Molecule: messenger RNA, 2739 nt
Organism: Xenopus tropicalis (tropical clawed frog)
Lineage: Eukaryota; Metazoa; Chordata; Amphibia; Anura; Pipidae
Product: oocyte zinc finger protein XlCOF22-like
Exons: 1
Coding region: 47-2131 (694 amino acids)
Cellular component (GO): nucleus
Source: RefSeq, a predicted model, not a curated record
UCCCCUUAGAGAACAGAUACAGGGAACAGACACACCUGCUCCUAUCAUGGGGCGGAGCCUGAAUAACAGCUCGGCAGAUAAUUAUACAUCGAUUGUUAUUAAAAAAGAACCAGCUUCAUGGGAAGGGGAAAACCACCUUGCAGAACAAAGGCAAGAAACAGCUACAUCAACUCUUAUGGGGCGGGGCCUGAAUAACAGUUCGUUCACUAAUGUUGCAUCAGAUAUAAUUAAGGAGGAAUUGUUUUUAUGGGAAACAGAACAUAAUUACAGCAAUAUAAAUACAAUUACAGGACAGAAACUGGGAGCUACUGGGAAGGAUUAUAUAUCAGUUGUUGUUAAAGAGGAACCGGCCUCAUCUGAAGAAGAUAAUAAUUUUGCAGACCAAAUACAAAUAACAGAUAAGUCAACUGUCAUACGGUGGAGCCUGGAUAGCAGCACAACUGAGCACAUACAGGGAACAGACACACCUACUCCUAUCAUGGGAUUCAGCCUUAUAAAAACAAAUAGCAAUAAAUACGAUGAAAAUGCAGAUACAUCCCCUGAUAAAUCCGGCAUAGCAACAAAUACUUUGUGUAACAAAUACAGCUGCAAUGAGUGCCAUAAGCAUUUUACUGAUAAGAGAAAAUUUGAUAAACAUCAAAGAGUCCACAAAAGAGAGAAACCUUUUUCCUGUUCUGAGUGUGGGAAAAGUUUUCCAUGUCGAUCGAACCUUGAUCGUCAUCACAGAACCCACACAGGGGAGAAACCAUUUUUUUGUUCUGAAUGUGGGAAAUGUUUUUCAUGUCGAUCUGACCUUAAAAAACAUUGCAGAACCCACACAGGCGAGAAACCAUAUUCUUGUUCUGAGUGUGGGAAAUGUUUUUCAUAUCGAUCUCACCUUAAAGAACAUUACAGAACUCACACAGGGGAGAAACCUUUUUCAUGUUCUGAAUGUGGAAAAAGUUUCUCCUCUUUAUAUAUGUGUAAUGUCCAUCAAAGACGAACCCACACAGGGGAGAAACCUUAUUCAUGUUCUGAAUGUGGGAAAUGUUUUGCUGCUUCAUCAGAUCUUACUGUCCAUCACAGAACCCACACAGGGGAGAGACCUUUUCCUUGUCCUGAUUGUGGGAAGUGUUUUUCAUAUCGAUCUCACCUUAAAGAACAUUACAGAACCCAUAGUGGGGAGAAACCUUUUUCUUGUUCUGAAUGCGGGAAAUGUUUUUCAUAUCGAUCCCACCUUAAUAAUCAUCACAGAACCCAUACAGGGGAGAAACCAUUUUCUUGUUCUGAAUGUGGGAAAUGUUUUCCAUAUCGAUCUUACCUUAAAGAACAUUACAGAACCCACACAGGGGAGAAACCAUAUUCUUGUUCUGAAUGUGGGAAAUGUUUUGCUAUUUUAUAUAGUCUUAGUGUCCAUCAAAGACGAUCCCACACAGGGGAGAAACCUUUUUCUUGUUCUGACUGUGAGAAAUGUUUUGCUGCUUCAUCAGACCUUACUAGUCAUCGACGAAGAAACCACACAGGGGAAAAACCUUUUUCUUGUUCUAUUUGUGGAAAAAGUUUUGCCUCUUCAUCAGAACUUACUGUCCACGGACGAACCCACACAAGGGAGAAACCGUUUUCUUGUUCUGAAUGUGGGAAAUGUUUUUCAGACCGAUCUUGCCUUAAAGAUCAUCACAGAACUCACACAGGGGAGAAACCGUUUUCUUGUUCUGAAUGUGGGAAAUGUUUUGCCACUUCAUCACAACUUACUGUCCAUGGACGAAUCCACACAGGGGAGAAACCAUUUCCUUGUUCCGAAUGUGGGAAAUAUUUUGGCUCUUCAUCAGAACGUAUUUCCCAUCAACGACGAUACCACACAGAGAAACCUUUGUCUUGUUCAGAAUGUGGGAAAUGUUUUUCAGGCCCAUCUAUUCUUAAAGAACAUCUUGAAACCCAGACAGAAGAGAAACCGUUUUCUUCUAUGGAAUGUAGUAAAUGUUAUUCUUGUACUGAUUGCGGGAAAUGUUUUUUCACUUCAUCGGAACUUACUGUCCAUCACAGAACUCACACAGGGGAGAAACCAUUUUCUUGUUCUGUGUGUGGGAAAGGUUUUACACGUAACAGUAAUCUUAAGAUACAUUUUCAGAGCCACACAGGAGAAAAACCAUAGGCUUGUUGUCAUCGUUUGACAAAUUGUCAUCAGGCAAAUAUUUCUUUGACGUUGAUAAUAUCAAUGUGCAUUUUUUUUAUAUUUUGUCAGUUCAUCAGAUUUAAUGUAUAUUUGCAACAGAUUUUCACUGGAGAGAAACCAGUUUCCUGUACUGAAUGUGGGAAAUGUUUUGCUCGUAAAAGUAAUGGUAAAAUAUAUUUUUAGAGUCACAAAGGAGGAAAACCCAUAAGCUUUUUAAGUGGACGAAAUGGUUUACAAAUAAGACAUCAGGCAACAUUUCUUUCCCAUUGAUCCUACUAUGUAUGUUGACAUUUACAGAGGAGAAGAACAUCUUUAUAUACAACUGAAUGUUUCCAUAGGACAAUCCUUAGACCAAUCCUGUUCAGCUGAAGACUCCGGGGCCUGAUGGACACAGGUGAUGCGCAGACAGGUGCCCCAUAAUGCUCCUCCCACGGCACUGGCUCCCCAUUGGGAACUGAGGGACCUCAUUUCAUGCUUAGUUCAUGGAAAGUGGAAUAAAUCUCUGCCUCUCCUCAACCCACAAUAUGCUUCUUACUGUAUAAAAGUUUCUUUAUAUUAAAUCUAUUUUGUGAAAUCCCUUUCCCAGG